This is a messenger RNA of Mya arenaria, 1509 nucleotides long. RefSeq names its product protein unc-93 homolog A-like. The record is from RefSeq and is a predicted model, not a curated record. The transcript is spliced from 7 exons. NCBI's taxonomy places the organism in Eukaryota, Metazoa, Mollusca, Bivalvia, Myida, Myidae. Bases 1 to 1509 code for a protein of 502 amino acids.
AUGAGUGCUGAAGAAAGCGAUGACAAAGUUCAUGAAUCAGCGGAACUGCUGGAAGACAGUGAUAUCGAAAUAGUAGACAAGAUACUCAAAGAACAAAACAAUGGAGUAAUUGAAAUCGAGACUAUUACCAUCAGUACCUCAGAAAGGAAGAAGGUUUCCAAGGCAACGACCUAUAGGAAUCUUGUUGUUCUCAGUUUUGCAUUCACCUGCAACUUCACGGCUUUUAACUCCUUUUCGAACGUACAAAGUUCCAUUAACAAGGAAGACGGUCUAGGGACAACUGGACUAUCACUCAUUUAUGUUGUAAUGAUUUUGGCUAACUUAUUUCUUUCUCCUGUUAUACUGUCAAAGUUUAGUUAUAAAUGGAUUAUGGUGUUUUCUAUCCUAACUUAUGCUGUGUUCAUGGCGACGGGAUUCUAUACUGCGUGGGCAACAGUCGUACCAGGGUCGUUUAUUAUCGGUUUCGGAGCCUCUCUGUUGUGGCCAUCCCAGCAGAGUUAUCUCACUAAUCUAGCCAGGGACUAUGGAACUGUGAAAAACAUGGACCACGUGAUCAGACAGUUUACAGGGAUUUUCUACGCCUUCUUAUACAGCUCACAGAUAUGGGGAAAUCUUGUUGCAUCGAUCGUAUUUCGAAAGGAGUCAGGAAACUUAACAGCAGAUUUCGAAGUUUGUGGUGCUCAAUUUUGUCCAUUUGACCAGCACAAAUCCGGGGCAAUUGAACGACCUCCAGAACACAAGAUUUUCACAUACACAGGAUUUUGUGUUGGAAUGUCAAGUCUCGGGGCCAUAGUUAUUGCAUUGUUUCUGACAAAUACAAACACUGAAAGUGAUAAUCGAGACGGCGCUUGCAAAAAUAUCCGCAAAGUCGGAGCCCUUAUUGUAAAGUCAAGGGACUUGAAGUUGUUAAUUGUACCAGCUAUGACUUCCGGUGUACUCCUGAGCUUCUUCGCUGCAGAUUUCACGGCGGCAUUCGUGAGUUGCCCAUUUGGCGUGGAAAACGUCGGAGUAGCUGUGAUAACAUACGGCGUUGUGCUUACAGUAUUUUCGUUUAUCAAUGGACGUCUUGCAAAAGUUACUGGCCAGUACAUAAUAUUUUUAAUAGCUUUUAUUGUCUUCAUAUCUGUACUUAUAACCUUACGGCUAUUCCAACUUGAUGGGGACAGCUUGCCGGUUGCAUUAGUUCUGGCUAGUCUUUACGGGCUGGCUAUGUCUGCGAAUGAACCUGCAAUUGCAAUGUUAGUGAGUGUUCACUUCCGGGAAGACGUCACUGUCGCCCUGUCGAGUACCAAAGCCAUGUCCUCUGUUGGCUGGGCCGCCUCAUUCGCCUACAGCAACUGGCUUUGUAUGGAGUACAAGAUCUAUAUCGUGAUGGUUCUCUACACCCUGUCAUUUGUCAGCAUCAGUACCCUGCAGCUAAGGCAUAGAAAGUCUGAUAAACUUUAUAGAACAUGCUGCGUGACAUCUACUUCUGAACAAACGGAAGAAUGUAUAAAGGUGUCGAUAUGA